Acanthochromis polyacanthus (spiny chromis) is the source of this 5998-nucleotide messenger RNA. RefSeq names its product vezatin, adherens junctions transmembrane protein (gene vezt). The transcript has 12 exons. Gene Ontology annotation, cellular component: plasma membrane. Bases 307 to 2685 code for a protein of 792 amino acids. The record is from RefSeq and is a predicted model, not a curated record. Gene Ontology annotation, biological process: cell-cell adhesion. Gene Ontology annotation, molecular function: myosin binding. Lineage: Eukaryota; Metazoa; Chordata; Actinopteri; Pomacentridae.
CGGAGCAGAGCUAGUAGGCGUGCUAGCUUCACACAAGCAGCCGGCUGCCCUGUUGCCAUGCAGCAUUGUCAGUCCACAACAAUCCCGCAUAUUUGGCCGGUUGUGAGUUGCGUUUCUGCCAAGGAGCUUUGGUGGUCACGAGAGGGGGCUGAGCCGGGCUUGGGUGCGCAUUGUUGUGGGUGUUUCAUCAUUCCCGGGCUGGGGUGGGUGUGGAGGUCCACGACCAAUGCGUCGGUUUUGAAAAAAAAAAUGACACACGUAGCUACAUCUGGACGGUGACAACAUGAGCUGCGACUUGGUGUGACGAUGCAUAACUCUCCUCUUUUCCAGUACCUGCACGAUCUAGGGCACACAGACUUUGAGGCAUGUCCGACGGCAUCGCAGGAGGAGGAAUAUGGUGCACAAGAGGGAGACGCCACCUCCUCUGGCGACGAGCCACAGAAAACUUCAGGAGGACGCUUAUGGAGACUGGCUGAGGCCCUGUGGAGAUGGAGCCCGAUUCACCAGGCGGCUGCAUCCCGUAAGCUGGAGCAGCAGCUGGACUGCGUGUUCGGCCAGUACUCGGUCAGAUGCAUUCUGGACCAGGACGUGCUGCUGCAGGAGGACGUGGAGCUGAUCGAGCUGCUGGACCCCGGUCUGCUCACCCUCGGCUCGUCGCCCUCCGGCUUGCAAAACCGAGCGAGCGCCCUGCCCAGACCGAGCCUCAUCGCCACGCCCUCCGUAUGGGACGUGGCCGGGCUGGUCGGCCUGGCUGCGGUGCUGCUGGGGCUCUGCUCUGCCUCUGAGGGUCUGUGGGCUCUGGCUGCAGCCCCGUGGGGUCUGGCCCUGCUGGGCUGGGCGGGGCUGAGGGGGGCCGCGCUGUGGAGACGGGGCCGGAUGCAGAGAGCCGUCCACGCCAGGGCCGCCCAGCUCCAGACCCUGGUCCACAACAGCAAGACCCUCACCGGACUGUCCCGCAAAGCCCUGCGUCUGGUGCAGGAGACCGAGGUCAUCUCCAGAGGGUUCACCCUUUUGCUCGACAGGGUGAGUGCGGCCGGCUCCUUUAGCAGGGCGGGGCCGGGGGCGGGGCCACGGGGCCAGCAGCUCAUCGGACUGAGGAAGGCGUUGUACCGGGCGCUCCGCUCGGCCUUCAGAGCAUCACGCAGGGCCACCUGUCACAUGCUCAAGGCGUUCCCGCUGAACUCCGAGAUCGACAACGUGACCAACUACGUGUCCGCGGUGCCUCUGAAGGAGCUGGGCCUGGGCCUGGGAAUCGAACACCUGGGCGACGAGCAGGCCCAGGACCUGACCGACGACUACAGCCUGCCCGCCCUGAAGAUGCUGUUCCAGCUGUGGGUGGGACAAAGCUCCGAAUGCUUCCGUCGGCUGGCCCUCCUCCUCUCCCCGCACCGGAUCGAGGAGCCGGAGGAGAGAGGACCCACAGGAGCCUCCUCCUCCUCCCCUCCUCCUCCGGCUCCGCCCCCGCUGCACCGGUCCGUCGCUGCGGUGACCGAGCCCCUCCACCACGCCCUGGCCAGCUGUCUGGGCGAGGUGCAGCGCAGCUACGACUUCCACCGACACUUCGAGACCCAGCCGAGGACGACGGGCUGCGACAGGACCGGGCGAGCCAGGGAGAAAUGCCGAGAGCUCAACACCUUACACACCUCCAUCCGAAGCCUGCAGCUGCACCUGAAGGCCCUGCUGAGCGAGAUGAUCAUCCUGGAGGACGACCUGGAGAAGCUCAUGGUGUCUAAGGAGCUGACGGAGCUGACCCUGGAGGGCUACCAGGACCUCAGCGAGCGGCUGCACCAGCUGCAGCCUCACAUGCAGGCCAGCGCCGGCUGCUGGGAGGACACCAUCAGCCAGGUGGAGCGCAUGCUGAGACGGGCCAACACCUGUCCAGGUAAUGCCGAGGGUCUGGAGCAGUGUGGUACUCCUGUAGCUGAAAUCCCUGCUCCUCCUCCAUCCUACCCCCUGAUCCUGGACAGAGACCCCGUACCAGAGGAGCUGGAGUGGGAGGCCUACGUGUCCGACUCGGACUCUGACGGCGAAGGCAGAGGCUCGUGGUGCGACUCUUUGUCCCCGGAGGAGCGUGAGCGGCAGCGGCGGGAGAGGGAGGAGUCCCGUCGCGUCCUGUCGGAGCUCAAAGCCGUCCUGGGCUUCCGAGCGUCCGAGGAGGAGAGGAUGAAGAGGAAGCAGCUGCUCUUCAACGACCAAGCUGCUGCGGCGCUUUCAGUUCGUACCGACGGUCCAGAUCCGUCAGGCGCUGACGAAGCUGGCGACGUCGAAGGAAACCACCUAUCAGAGCGCCCCGCAGGAAACGAAGGGGAGGAGGUGGAAGGAAGAGCCAGCAGGGUGAGGCCUGACCCCUCCAAAGACCCGGUGACGGAGUUCAGCUGUGGUCUGGAGGGAGGGGAGGCGGGAGGAACUUCGGUCUGCAGCAGGGGAGGAGGAGGAGCGUCGGAGCUGCACCAGUACGACGGCGACGUGGAGGAGGUGGAGGGUCAGAACGGCCUGGACUGCUUCCUGAAGCCCAAAGUCACGGCCGUGUCCGUGAUGGACAGACUGACGGAGAUCCACGGCUCCGAGGCCCUCAGCUUCAGCUCCUCGCUCGCCGCUCAGGUGGCCGCCCGCUCGCACUCGCUCGUCAACAUGGAGGAGCAGACGUUCGGAGACGACAAGGAGGACGAAGAAGACGAGGACUAAAACCCGCUGCUUUACCCGAGCACUGAGCAGAGACCAUAUUUAUGUCUGAUUGUCUUUUAUCGGUGGGUCUGUGUUCCAUCUUCACCGUCUUUGGCGUGGAGGUAUCUCAGAUCACUCUCCACUGCCGUCCGUCCACGUCACCGUGCAUCACCCGCCAUCCUUACUGCUCUUUUGCUGUUUAAAACUCAGGUACCAGAACCACUAAAACAAAACCCGGCCUCUCCUCGCUGAGGUCGGGAGGACAGAAUGUCUGCAGUUUACCCGGUGACAUCCACACUCUGUAUAUUGAUCACACUCAUCCAGUAGAUGUGGAGGAAACGCGUGGUUGAUGAAAAAUGUGUGCUGCUGUAAAUCCAAACACUCCGGCCUGAGGUGGAAAUCUCUGAAGAUGAAUGUGCCUGCUUGUGUUUCUUCAAUGUACCAACUGAACAGACAGAGUUUUAUUUUUAUCGCAUCUCUUAUUGAUAUUUUAUGAGCAAACAAACCAACAUGUAGCAAACAAGUCAAGAUGUCACGAAGCGUCUGUGAUCAUGAAGAAGAAUCCACCCGUUGGCAGGUCGUUUCCCGGCGUCGUGUUUCCCACUUCCUCCUGAGGUGAUCCCAGGUCAGAUGAGAUAUAUGGCGUUUUUCCACCAGCACCUACUCGGUUUGUGAGGUUUUCCAUUAGUGGGUGGUACCAGAUACUAUUUUAGUAGCUACUCAGCCGUGGUUCCAAGCGACACUACACAGCAAACAUAUUUAAUACCUCACGGUGAUGAAUUGCAGCCGUUACAGGGUUGUACACGGGACUGAUAAACAAUAUCUGUAGUGAACUAGCAUUAGCUUACCCUCAUGCAUCGUCCAGUUCGUAUCCUGCUCUCUGGAGUGUUUCGACUCGCCGCCCUCUGCUUUCUCUGAGUCUCUUCUUUUGCUUUGAAUCUGACAAAAAGCCACAGACCGAGCAGCAGGUGUGCCAUCGAGGCGAUGGUCGGGCCGCCAUGCUACGACGACUCCGCCCAUGAUGACGUGGUACCCAGUUGUAAUAGAAAACAACCUAAACCGAGUAGAGUCGAGUGGAAAAGCUCCUAUAUAUAUAUAUCAUCCCUCCAGAGAAUUCUUGGUCUUUCCCAGCUAGAUGUAUCCGGAAAACCUCGUACAAAAGAUGAACCGUGAAGCAGCAGCUCUUCACUCGAUUUCUACGGCUCAGUUCAGGCCGUCCUACUGAGGAUUUCAACCGCUUCGAUCUGCGUUUUCGUUCUUUGAGCCAACAUCCAGAGGCUGGAAACUACAUCGACUGGUGUGUUGUUGUAGGGGGCGAUGUAAAGUCGAACUUCCUGGUCCUCAAAGACCUCCAGGAAGAGGUUCGUUGGGUUAGCUCAGUGUCUCAGCUCCCUCUUCACCACCAAUCUGUCUGUCCGUCUCGCUCUCCAUUUUCCCGUCGCACACGGCCAAUAAUCCAAGAUGCUUCAUCUCCUUACUUGGGUUAGCAGAGGAAGCAGUCCACCAUUGGACAGGAGAGAACAAAAUCUCAUCACCGGCCACUUCACAAAGAUCUACAAACCGGUUUGAUGAAGCUAACAGAACCACAUUGUCCGCAAACAGACGAGUGUGUAAAUAAUGCGAACCGAUGUGAAAACCCAUGAACUGUGCAGGAUCCUCCAAACCAGAGGUGUCAAACUCAUCUUAGUUCAGGUUCCACAUUCAGAACAGUCUGACCUCCAGUGAGCAGUAAAAUCACAGAAUAAGAACCUAUAAAUAAACACAACUCCACACGUUUCCUUAGUUUUAGUACAAAUAAGUACGUUCUGAAAAAGUUCACGUUUAAGGAAUUAUCUUUUUACGAAACGUCAUGAACAACCUGAAAUUUCUCAAGAAAAAUAAGUUCAAUUUCAGCAACAUUCAGCCUCAGUUUAACAUUUCCACAUUAAAACUUCCAGAUCACAGAGUGUCUACAAAGAAACACAACAUUUAGUCACAGAUAUCUGGAACUGAAUAAUCUAAAUAUUACAAAAACCAGCAAAAACACGACAAAUAUUGCAAAACUGACACACCAACAACAAAAGUGAGAAACAAAAUGGCAAAAAAUGAGAAAAACAACAUGAAGCAGAACAAAAAAAAUGACAAAGAAAGUGACAAAGUACAACUGUGAAACAAAAUGACAAAAACGACACACAAAAGGAUGAAAAAGCAAAACACAAAAUGACAAAAAUGAGACGAACAUAGAAUAGAAUCACUUUAUUCAUCCCCGAAGGGAAAUUCAGUUAUCAGGGUUCUUGGAAAGGAAUGGAAACAAAACGACAAAAAGGAAACAAAACGACAAAAAUGAGACAAAACGACAAAAAUGAGACAAAAAGGAAACAAAACGACAAAAAUGAGAACCAAAGUGUGACGCAAACCAUAAAAGUCAGCCAAACACAAGACUAAAAAUAAGACAAAAUAUUACAAAAAUGACACAAACAGCAAAAGCGAGAAACAAAAUGACAAAAAGACAAAAAGGAAGCACAACACAACAAAUAAGAGACAAGAAAAUAUACACAAAUUAGAAAAAAAUGACUGAAACUGACACAAAACGACAAAAACGUGACACGGAAGAAAAAAGUCAAACAGAAAAAGACCAUAAAAGACAAAAUAUUGCAAAAAUGAGACACAAAAGAACAAUACAGCAUUCUACUUUCUGAUCCAAACAACUUGUCAUGGUCUAGAAAUGAUUUUAAAUUUAUAGUUUUACUAAUUUACAAUCUGCAGUUAAUGUCUUCUCUGUGAUUUUUCCACUUUGAUUGGACCCUCUGGAGGACCACUUUUGGCCCACGGGCCUCAUGUUGGACACCCCCGCUCCAGACUGUCCUGAAGUGAAUCGUUUCAGUCAACGAUCUGCAGUUUGGAUGAUCUGGGGGUUGAAUAAACACAAACGGUCCUCCCUCUGAUUUCCUGCCGGCGGACAGAUUGGUGUUCGAGGAGCUCUGCAGGAAGAGGAAGCCGAGCGCUAUUUUUACCGUCGCUGCUUUAUUUCUGAGCAGCCUCCUGAUUUCUGCGAUGCAUCUCUGCACCGUCUCGAUGGCCCAACGUACCGUACGCUCAGAAUCUUCUUUCCAGUUUGGAAUAAAACACGGCUGUAUCGAAGAAGAGUCCCGUUUUCUCAGCGUCUGUGUUUACAGGGGCAGCAGAGAGGUCGCUUUUAGGGUUGAAAUGUCAAACUCAACUGCUGGUGAUUUCAAUCUACAACUUUGUUUCAUUUUGAGAGCCCUGAUGUUUCCCCUCCUCGUCACCAUGUCUGCCUUGUCCUGACCCCUCCUGCAUUUUCCAGUGUGAAAUAAAACACCGUUCUGGAAGUGUU